This is a messenger RNA of Bicyclus anynana (squinting bush brown), 2856 nucleotides long. RefSeq names its product cytochrome P450 6B5-like. The record is from RefSeq and is a predicted model, not a curated record. The coding region runs from base 940 to 2481 and encodes 513 amino acids. The transcript is spliced from 3 exons. NCBI's taxonomy places the organism in Eukaryota, Metazoa, Arthropoda, Insecta, Lepidoptera, Nymphalidae. Gene Ontology annotation, molecular function: iron ion binding; heme binding; oxidoreductase activity, acting on paired donors, with incorporation or reduction of molecular oxygen.
AAAAUUCUUUUUUUUAUUCUUUACAAGUUAGCCCUUGACUACAAUCUCACCUGAUGGUAAGUGAUGAUUCAAUCUAAGAUGGAAGCGGGCUAACUUGUUAGGAGGAGGAUGAUAAUCUACACUCCUUUCGGUUUCUACACGGCAUCGUACCGGAACGCUAAAUCGCUUGGCGGUACGUGAAAUUCAUUAUUCACAUUGACCUCUUAUAUAUUUUUUUAUAAUCUCGAUAUUUCUCUCUCAUCAUUCUCAACUACCUACAAAGACUAACUUACUGGACUCACUGGACUAACGAUGCACUUUAGAUUGUCAAUACCCAUUUCAUACGUGCGUAGUUAUUUUUUAUUAAUGAGUUUACGUAUAGCUUGUCAACUUCGUUCGUAACACUCCCGAUGUUCCGCGCGGGCCGAAAGCGUGUAGUGAUGAAUGAAAAACCCACCACUGAUGCAUCACUUUCCCACACGCACGAUUUCACACCCGCGCAAUCUUUCCACCUGUCGCCCGCAUAUCUUGUGAGUGUUAUCAACGAACUUGCCAGACUGUACCUACAUCUUGAUUACUUCAGUAUAUCCGAAUAAUUAAAACUGUCUUUCUUAAUUUGCCUAUCCAGUCACCAAAAAAUUGAUCUACCAUAAACCUAAAUUGUACAUUACAAACUUGAAUUUAUAUGUAUAAAAUACAUAAGUAUUACUACAACAAAAUUGAUCUACAUAUAUUUAUACCUACUAGUAGGUUAGGUACCUACUACUCUAACAGUGGAAUUCUAAGAUUAUUAAACUUGCGAAGUCAUUGUUUUUCUGAUUAAAGAUUCGCUGAUUCCAAAAAUACUUAGGUAGGUAGUUAGAUAUGAGAUAAUGGCACAAUCUUAAUUAUAUUAAACAAGUGUAUUUGACAAAUGAUAAAACUGCUAAAUCGGCUCAUUUUCUGCCAGCGACUGUCGAUAUGAUCACGUUUUUCCUUUUGUUCGUUUUAAUUUUAGUAUUUUAUUACUAUGGAACGCGUAACUUCGAUUAUUGGAAGAAAAGAGGUGUGAAAUAUGAAGAGCCUCUUUUCUUUUUUGGUGGCAAUAUCAAAUUUUACAUAGACAAUGUUAGUUUUUCUGAACGCUUCGCAGCUCUUCACCGAGCUUAUCCGAACGAAAAGUUCGUUGGUUUCUUCGAAGGUAAUGGUCCCGCAAUACUAUUUAGGGAUCCCGACUUGAUAAAACACGUUCUGGUGACAGAUUUUCGUUACUUUCACCGUCGUGGGGUAAGUUUGACUAAGAAUGUUACCGAACCUCUGAUGAAGAAUUUGUUCACUGUCGACGGUGAUAUAUGGAAAUUGAUGCGGCAGAAGUUAACGCCAGCCUUUUCGACGAGUAAACUAAAAGCUAUGUUCCCACUUAUUAUUGAAACAACUGAGAAAUUAACACGGAUUGCCAACGACUUAGCAGAGACGAAGGAUGAGGUGGACGUGCGCGAACUUAUGGCAAGGUUCACGACGGAUUUCGUGGGUGCAUGUGGCUUCGGCAUCGACUCCCAAGCUCUGAACGAAGAGGAUUCUGAUUUCCGUCAGCUAGGAAAGCGUAUUUUCAAUCCUACGACGCGGGAUCACUUCGUGAAUCUAAUAAAGGGGAUGUUUCCGGAUACGUUUAGUGAAGUGCGUUUCUUUGCCCCCGAAAUCGAGGAGAAAACAUUUUCGAUUGUAAAACGGAUCAUGUCUCAGAGGAAUUACAAACCUUGUGGGAGGAAUGAUUUUAUUGAUAUGAUGUUGGAGUUAAGACUGAAGGGGAAAAUUGUCGGGGAAUCCAUAGAGAGGAGGAAUGCUGAUGGUACUCCUGAAAUUGUAGAGCUAGAGCAAGAUGACAAGUUGCUUGCCGCGCAAGUAUUUAUAUUCUUCGCCGCUGGCUUCGAGACUUCUUCGUCAGCCAGCAGUUUCCUUCUUCACAUGCUGGCGUACCAUCCGGAAGUGCAGGAUCGUUGCCGGAAAGAAGUAGACGCGAUCCUCGAGAAGUAUGACGGAAGACUUUGUUACGACGCCGUCAAAGAAUUUAAAUAUUUGCUGAUGGCUUUUAAGGAAGCGCUGCGUCUCCUGCCAUCUCCCGGUUUUCUGCUAAGACUGACUUGUGACAAGUACCAUAUCCCGGGCACAGAUGUAUCAAUAGAUGAAGGGACUACAGUAGUUAUAUCUUUGGAAGCUUUGUUUUCUGAUGAACGAUUCUUCAAGGACCCAGAGAAGUUCGACCCAGAGAGAUUCCAUCCGCAUAAAAUUGGCGAAUUAGAUAAAAGCAUUUAUAUGCCUUUUGGUGAUGGACCGCGGGCGUGCAUUGGAGAGCGUAUGGGCAUUAUGCAAUCGCUAGCGGGAGUGGCUACCAUUUUGAAAAACUUCACGGUGACGCCAUCUCGUAGUUCACUCCGGAAACCACGCAUCGAUCCUAAAUCAAUCAUCGUACAAUCCAUCAUCGGAGGAUUGCCUCUUUCAUUAAAACGAAGGCAGAAAACUUGAAAUUUCAGAAAAUUAGAUUUCUUUUAUUUAUAGCAAAUACACGUGUCUUAGCCUUUAUCUACGUAUUUGAAUAUACAAUUGCAACAAUGUUUUAAUAACCUUAUAUUAAAUUAAAAAAAAAAAACAUACAGCCGAACGUAGAACCUCUUCCUUUUUGGAACUCGGGUAAUAAAAUAUUUGGUAGAUCGGUGGCUGAAAGAUAUAAGAUUUCCGCAUACACUAUUUCAUUUAUUUCUAACAAGCGUUCUAUAUAUUUGUAAAUAUUAUAAAUACGCUGAGUGAUGCCCUUCCGCCGCACGCCUAAGUAACCGGUGAUACCUAAAUUAUUGUAUUGCGCAGCUUAACGCACGAUGUGACAAACGUCAUAAAUUUCCU